Messenger RNA from Drosophila hydei, 1176 nucleotides. RefSeq names its product protein preli-like (gene prel). NCBI's taxonomy places the organism in Eukaryota, Metazoa, Arthropoda, Insecta, Diptera, Drosophilidae. Gene Ontology annotation, molecular function: phosphatidic acid transfer activity. The record is from RefSeq and is a predicted model, not a curated record. Bases 405 to 1118 code for a protein of 237 amino acids. Gene Ontology annotation, cellular component: mitochondrial intermembrane space. The transcript is spliced from 4 exons. Gene Ontology annotation, biological process: phospholipid transport.
GUCGACGAUGUAAUUGGCUUAAUUGUUAAAAUUUUGUUAAGCAUAAGUGGUUGAAUAUAAAUAGAAAAUAAUAAGCGAUGAGUUGAAGUCCAAAACAAAGCAACAUUAGCAAUUGGCAAUUCAACAAAACCGCUUCGAUUAGCAGCAGACACACAUAUAUCUGAUUGAUGAUUUGAAACACCCUGUUUGUGACGCAGUUACACAACGUCAAGGGAAAUUCUCAAAAUUCUCAGUCUGGACGAGCAGUAGGCCUCGGGACCAACGAUAGGGGCACGGACACAACGACAAUAAGCAUACAAUUGGAGCUCUGCGACAAUCGUCUAGCAGUUCAGGGCCGCUACGAUUUUCACUUUCGUUAUUUGGCAGAGCUCCUAGCAAUAAGUUGGUUGUAUAGUGUUCUCGACAUGGUAGUCACUGCGUCCACUUGCCGCACGGAAACGGUUUUUGAUUACAGCUGGAUCCAUGUCGUUUCUGCCUAUUGGAAUCGUUAUCCAAACCCGUCCAGUACUCAUGUCCUUACCGAGGACACAAUUAGGCGAGAAGUGCGCGAUGGUAAAUUAUAUUCUCGCCGUUUGUUAUCGAAAACGAAUCCGGUGCCUAAGUGGGGGGCACGUUUUUACAACAAUUUGCCGGUGAAGAUUGUUGAGGAUUCGGUGUUGGACCCGGUAAAAAAGACAUUUACAACAUUUACCCGCAAUCUGGGCAUGAAAAAGAUAAUGAAAGUGGAUGAAAUUGUAGUCUACAGCGAACAGAAGGACGGACGCACUUUAGCUGUCCGGAGUGCAUACAUUAGUUCUCAAGUAUUUGGUUUCUCCCGUGCAAUACGCGCCUUUGGCAUUGAGCGCUUCAAAUCGAACGGCAACAAAGCGUCAAAUGGCUUUAACUACGUGCUGCGACGCAUGUUCCCGCAGCAUCAGCUGUCAGCGACGGCGUCAUUAACGCCAAUAAGUUCACAGAGCACAGCAGCGAGUGCUACAUACAGCGAUAUGGCCAGUGCAUCUGCGAAUCACAGCGGCAGCAGUACAUCCGAGGCUCUGAAGAGAACAGCGAAAAUUAGUUACGAGUUUUGCAAAGGUCAUGCCAGUAAAAUUGCGCAACUUUUUUCCGUCAAGAACUAACUCAACAAGUAGAACUGAAAAUGGAACUAAACUAGACGCGGUGACAGACUUGCAAAUA